Ambispora gerdemannii is the source of this 528-nucleotide messenger RNA. NCBI's taxonomy places the organism in Eukaryota, Fungi, Glomeromycota, Glomeromycetes, Archaeosporales, Ambisporaceae. The record is from the annotation of a GenBank genome assembly.
AUGCAUCCCAAUGAAAUUAAUGACGACGUGAAAAAAAGAACCGGAAAUUACGAGAUAGAUAAAUUCAUUUGGGAAGCAAAAAAAUACGAAUAUGCAUUUGAAUGGAUCAAUUUUAAAGAAUUCUUCGACAAAAGCGAAAGAUACUCAGCGAAAGGAGGAUUUGGCGCAGUUUUUUCAGGGAAAUGGAAAAAUGACUUGAUAAUACAAUUUCCGUCAGAUUAUGACACUACCACCUUGCUUGAUAGAAAUUAUCCCAUCAAAAAAACCAUGAUCGCUUUAAAAGACUUACAGGAUUCAAAAAUUUGUUUUACUUGCAACGAAAAAGGCUUCAUUGGAUAUCAAUGUUUGAAGGAUGGAUGCAAAAAUAUAAAAAAAGAUAUUAGUUUUUCCUGCUUGCGAUGUAUUUCGGCAAAUAUUCGUUUGAAAAAUAUUUUGUGCAAACUUGCAAUCCAACUGGCAUUGGACUUUGCAUGGAUUGCUGUGGCAGUGCAAAUAUGUGUGGAGAGUUUUGGCACACCGAUGAAAUAG